Messenger RNA from Marmota flaviventris (yellow-bellied marmot), 4044 nucleotides. RefSeq names its product zinc finger protein 783 (gene Znf783). Gene Ontology annotation, biological process: regulation of transcription by RNA polymerase II. Gene Ontology annotation, cellular component: nucleus. NCBI's taxonomy places the organism in Eukaryota, Metazoa, Chordata, Mammalia, Rodentia, Sciuridae. The record is from RefSeq and is a predicted model, not a curated record. Gene Ontology annotation, molecular function: DNA-binding transcription factor activity, RNA polymerase II-specific; RNA polymerase II transcription regulatory region sequence-specific DNA binding.
CUGGGCGGCACCCGCUCCUCCGCCGCCGCCCGCACCAGGCCUGAGGAUCGCAGCCUAACAAGGACGCAGGCCGCCAUGGCCGAAGCGCCGCCCGCGCGGAUUCCAGGGGAGGACAAGCGAAUGGAGGACCAGAGACCUCUAACACCUCCGUCGCCCCAGCCAGCUGCUGAGAAGAACUCAUACCUCUACUCCACAGAGAUCACGCUGUGGACAGUGGUGGCUGCCAUUCAGGCCUUGGAGAAGAAGGUGGAUUCCUGCCUGGCCCGCUUGCUGACUCUGGAGGGACGCACUGGGACAGCAGAGAAGAAGCUGGCUGAUUGUGAGAAGACGGCCGUGGAGUUCGGCAACCAGCUGGAGGGCAAGUGGGCCGUGCUGGGGACCCUGCUGCAGGAGUACGGGCUGCUGCAGCGGCGGCUGGAGAACGUGGAGAACCUGCUGCGCAACAGGAACUUCUGGAUCCUUCGGCUGCCCCCUGGCAGCAAGGGGGAGGUCCCCAAGGUGCCAGUGACCUUUGAUGAUGUGGCCGUUUACUUCUCCCAGCCUGAGUGGGGCAAGCUGGAGGACUGGCAGAAGGAGCUCUACAAGCAUGUGAUGAGGGGCAACUAUGAGACACUGGUCUCCCUGGAUUAUGCCAUCUCCAAACCUGACAUCCUCACCCGGAUAGAGAGAGGAGAGGAGCCUUGUCCUGAAGACCAGCAAAGCAAGGAGAAGGGGACUGAGGAAGAGGCCGCAUGUCCAAGGAGGCUGGACACUGGUCUCCUUCCAUAUCCAGAGCAAGCCCCCAGCCCAGUCAGCCAUGCCCAGGAGGAGCCCAAAGAAGGGCAGGCCCCUCAACACCAACAGAAUGAAGAAGCAGGAGUGACCCCACCCAGGCUGGGCACUGUCAACUGGACUGAGGCCUGGGGGUCACUGUUCCUGGCAGGCCCUUGGGUAUGGCCAGAGCCUGCUGAAGAGGUGGUCAUGCCACUCUGCAAGAACCCCAUGUCAGGAAAGCCCCAUGGGAUUCUCUGUCUUGCAGGACCUCCAGCAAACACCAGCAUUUUGUCCUCAAUUAAACAGGAGGGAGAAUCUUCAGAGGGGGAGUCACCAGCUUCCCCUCCCAGGGACAUCAUGUCCAGUCUGGGGCCAGGUGGUGGUGGCAUGGCCAUCAAGACAGAAGCUCAGUCUGAGGAGGAGAUGGUGCCUGAGCAGCUCUGCCUGGGGUCCCCAAGCCGGACCAAGUGUAGAACACCUAGAGGGCCUAGGAACAGGACUGGAGGCCCUAGGCGGCAUCACGCCCAGGGGAGGCCAAGGGUGCGCACUGGGGAGCCUCGGCCACCAGGGGCCAUUGGGGAGACACCCCGCGUACUCCCUCGCCGGCGGGAACGGACCUUCCCCUGCCCUGACUGUGGGCAGAGCUUCCGCUUGAAGAUUAAUUUGACAAUCCAUCAAAGGACUCACGUGGAGGAGGAGCACAGGGAAGCUCCCGGGGGCUCACCCACCAGAUGGGGCGAAGGCCACUCUACGCUGGAGCCAGGGGAAGUGGUAGUGCCUGGCCCUGUCAUCCGCUGGCUCCCCGAAGAGCCCGCGGGCCACCAUUCCCUGGGAGGGCGUGCCUUCAUGGGGCGGAGGCCCACAGCCACCAAGAUUUACCACUGCAGUGAAUGCCUGCGCUUUUUCCAGCAGCGGAAGAGCCUGCUGCUUCACCAGCGCCUGCACACAGGCAAUAAUCAGGGCUGGCCUGCCUGUCCCUACUGUGGCAAGGCCUUCCGCCGGCCCUCGGACCUCUUGCGUCACCAGCGUAUCCACACUGGUGAGCGACCCUACCAGUGCCCCCAGUGUGGCCGGGCCUUCAACCGAAACCACCACCUGGCUGUGCACAUGCAGACUCAUGCCCGGCAUCGGGUGGGCCUGCAUUUCCCUGUGCCUUCUGCAGGCCAGGGGAGCUCACCCCCGCAAGGUCUCAGCCAUGCAGAGGAGGGCUGACCAGGCAGGAGCCUGCAGGGCAUCCUCUUGUCUUCCUGCAUCCCUGGCAGGACCUGUGCUCUAUCUCUUAGGGGCUUUCCCUUGUGCCUGAUGCUGGUCCCUUAUUCUGGGAUGUCUUGGAGAGAGUUGUUUUUUUAUUGUUUCCCUUAUUCAAAUGGAAAGCAGUGGCCCUUUUGAUGAUACCAUAUAUAUAUGCGACAAGGUACCUCUACUUUCUCUUUCCUAAGGGUGUCACUCUGUGCUAUCUUUUUCUACAUUCUUGACCUGCAAAGGGUCCCUGAAGGCUUAAACAACACCAGUUUUUGGUGUAGCUUUUGACUGGUGCUACAGUCAAGAUGAUCAGAGACUGUGGUCCUUUCAGAAUGGACCAUAGAGACUUCAGGGACUGGGAGUGACUGCACAGAGGUCUGUCUGCGCUCCACAUGAGAAAACAGCAGAGAGUACAGGACACAAGAGAAGGCACUCAGAAUUUGCAUUUUCUACUUUUGUUAGCUUGAGACUUUUUUUUCUUUGAAUGAAGACUUUGUAAUGUGUUUGUAAGCGUUGUGUGUAGUUGCAAAGAGGACCAGGAGCUCCUGAGGGCAGGAAUUCUGCCACUUCCUUUGUGGGUCUGGCAGGGCAGGAAGAGGGUUUUGAUGGGCAGAAUUUGGCUGCUGUCUUAGAAGCAGAGCUUCUCUCCAGGUGUAUGUUUCUGAGCUCCGAGUGACUCCCAGUCUUCCUAGUCCUUCCCUCACAGGGCAGUCUCAUCUGUUAUUUACUUUUGAUAUCAGUUAAAAGAGGAAAGGAAAUCAGGUGUGGAUGGCCUCCCCUGCCAGAUCUCAGGAUUCAUAGGUGUGCAUGAUCCAUUGACUGGACCCAGAAGAUGCCUUGAGGGUGCUGCAGAGUCUUGUGAGCCCAAGACCUUCCUCAAGGGGAAGACUGACUGGGGGAGGCUGGGGAGUCUGCCUGGACUCUCCAGGCCUCGUUUCUCCUGGUAAAGAAUUUGGGGUCUGGUGCUGAGUAGGGCUAGGAGGUUGGGGAAUCCUUCAGCCCCCUCUAGGCUCACAUUCCUUGUCUGUCAAAGGGUAACAGCUCCAGUGCAUCCCACCUCAUCUAGGAGCUGUUGGCACUGAAUUUAGAGACUGCACAAAUAAGAUGCUUGGUGAUAUUCUUAGUUUCAAGUUCAGGGCUUCCUAUUUUUUUUUUUUUUUUCCCAGUGAUUUCCUGCUCAGGCAGAAUCCCCUGGGAAGAGUGAGGGUUAGUGCCCUUGUACCAAAGCAUUGGUCCAUGACCUGUUUUUGAUAGUAUGCUAUUGUCAGGCUGCACGGAGAAGUCUUGAUGCCUAGUUUCUCAUAUUCCUUAAUCACACCACCUUGGGUGCUGCCUACAGACCAAUUGGCUGUGGGUUCUGGGUUCCUGGCAACUUCCUGUUGUCCUCACCCCUUUUCCAAAGUCUCGAAUGGAGUUGGGGGCAGAUGGUAACAUUGCCAUCAUCCCUGGGAAAGGGGAAGGAUAAAAGUCUGACAGGUUAGCCAAGAUCCUGAAGAGGCACCACCUGUUUGAGCCUCCUGCUUGUCUGGAGCCCCACAAGUCAGAGACAAAUGUCAGCAAGUGCGCAGGCAGGAUGUGGUACAAGUGUGGCUGCUCAGCUUAACCCUCAGCUACAAGAGCUAGGCUCAGAUAUUCUGGUGGUGCCUCAGGGCUCAGAAUUUUAAAUUCUAAAAUUUUAAAUGCUAAAUGCACUCUGUAAAUACAAGCAUUCAAUUGCAAGGCUCAGGUGUUUUUCCCUUAUUUUCAAAGCAUUCAGUGCUCAGCUCUGGGCUAGGCAUAGUGGGUUUGCCUUGUCACUCAAUAGGACGUGUUUAAAGAAUGUUCCUUAGGUUGAAAUGAACAGUGGAGGCUACAAGGUGCAGUAGCCCAGUGGUGCCCCACAAUCGGGAGGUGGGAGCCCUGGUUGGGUCCCAGACUUACCCAGCUCUGGGCCUCAGCGUCCUCAUUUGUGAAACAAAGAACUGGUUGGGUCUUAAGAUUCCUUAACAACUGUGAAAGUGGCAGUCUCCUGGUUUAAUCGGUGCUUAAUAAACAUGUUGGCAUAAAUGA